UUGACCUUCAUUUACUCCUCCCUCUCACUCGCUCCGCUUUUCUCGUUUGAGCUCUCUCGAGCUCAACCUUGUUUCAGGUGACUAGGCUAGCGAUUAAGAUUUCAGUCACCGCCAUUGAUGGAGAGCAAAGAGGCGUCUCCACCGACAGAUCCAAAAACUCUUUCCGCUUCUUCACCAACGACGCCGCUCGCUUCAUCUCCACCAGAUCGGAAGCAGGAAUUCGCCACCAAUUUCACCAAGAUGUACCAUUCGAUUUUCCCGCAGAUGUCUACUCUCCCGAACUCCCUCUCCCUCACGCCAUCCCCGUGCUCUGUAUCCUCCUCGGCCACCGACGACUUCCAUCUCUCCGCUGACGACGUAGCCAUUGAACGCCGCCUAUGCCAGGCUCGUCUCAUUCUUGAGUACCAGGAGCUUUGUGAUCACUACAAUCUCUGCGUCGAUCGCCUCCAGAGGCUCAACAGAGAGAUCGAUUCCCUUCGCCAAGAGAACAACGAUCUCCGUCUGACCAAUGCGGAACUCAUCAAGCUCACUAGCCUCUCCUCUCAGCCAGCGAUGCAGAGCCUCUCACUCCGGGGUGCUCGCGCGAGUCAUCUCAGUGAACAGCUUGUCUCCGAUUUCAACCAUACCAACACGAUCGAGAACCGAUUCGAAAGUAGGAGAAGUGUAGAACGAUAUACUUUGCCGAAGAGCAUCUCAGUCCGUUCCGGUGGCUUUCUGCAGAUGAAACCUGCCAGUCCAAGCAAUGACGGUACGAGUCGCGUGCCGAGUGUGCCUCGAGUCGCGAGUCAACUCAUCCCUGGAUCUCAGCGCGUGUUUGUGCCAAGCAAGAAGACAGAGGAGGAUGCGGCAGAGUUCGAUGUCUACAAUCAAGGCAUGUGGAAGACGGAGCUGUGCAACAAGUGGCAAGAGACCGGCACAUGUCCUUACGAUGACCACUGUCAGUUCGCUCACGGUCUCUCCGAGCUGCGUCCGGUCAUCAGGCAUCCAAGGUACAAAACCGAGGUCUGCAGAAUGGUUCUCGCCGGUGACACAUGUCCUUACGGUCACAGGUGCCAUUUCCGCCACUCACUCACCGAGCAGGAGAGGCUGGUGGUCCCACGUUAAUUGUCAACCGUCACGCCAUGCAUCAAGGUUUGUUCAAGAUUGGUAUAUUGGUUUGAGCUUAUAUAAGUAUACAAUGGAUUGGAUUGUGAGGAAGUUAAACCCAAUAAAAGUACAUAAAACUGAUCAUAAUUAGAGAAAAAAGAGAAAGAAAUAGGAAGAUAAUAAAAUAAAAAAGAAGUCCCACAUAAAACGAAAUGUCCAGAGUUUGUAAUGAUUGAUAUUUUGUUAUGCAACAGCACCAACUUGGGUUUCAAGUUUGUUAUCACUCGUCUCUCUCAUAUGGUUGAUUACUUGAUUUAGAUUCUCGUAGAGGGUGUCACGUGUGUGUUGAUUAUAUAUGGGCCGGCCGAUCCAGUUUGUUAUACUCAUAUCUAUCUAUCUACCAUUUGGUGGUGUAGACGUGUAGUAAUGUUGAAUCCAUGCAGCUGUAAGUGGAUUUUUUUUUUUAUAUUAAU
Molecule: messenger RNA, 1559 nt
Organism: Tripterygium wilfordii
Lineage: Eukaryota; Viridiplantae; Streptophyta; Magnoliopsida; Celastrales; Celastraceae
Product: zinc finger CCCH domain-containing protein 14-like
Exons: 3
Coding region: 118-1104 (328 amino acids)
Molecular function (GO): mRNA binding; metal ion binding
Source: RefSeq, a predicted model, not a curated record